GAGUUCUUAAGUGAAACCAAUUAGUCACAUCUGCUAUUUCUGUAGAAGCUAAUUCUGACUUAUCUAAAGAUGCUAUUAUCCAGAUGAAGAAACUAUCGAUAAUAUAAUACACAAUAGUAUAUGAUGAUCAAUUUUUAAAUUUGUUCAGGUUGUUCUGAAUAAUAUAUUUUAGUUGAGACUGGAAAAGGUCACAUGCUAAAGUUUCAAACUAAUUAAACUCAUGGACCAGAACUUCUCAUUUAUCCUGAAAGGUCUUAGCCCUUGAAAAUUCCUGCUCGACCCUCUUAAUAUAGAAAGAGAAAAUGGGUUUAUAGUUUUCUACAAGUUUAGAAUAUUAAAAAGCCAACAUCCAAAAAGAUAGUGAGAUAAAAAAGACGUAAUGUGUCAUAUGUUCACUAUAUUUAAUUUUCAACCAUUUUUCCAAGCCUGAACAAUUUGUGUAGGUAAGACUGUAAUUCAAUUUUGAGUUUAUUAAUAUAAUCAAAUAUUUUGCUUUUUGUACUCUUUAAAUGA
This is a messenger RNA of Paramecium primaurelia, 513 nucleotides long. The record is from the annotation of a GenBank genome assembly. NCBI's taxonomy places the organism in Eukaryota, Ciliophora, Oligohymenophorea, Peniculida, Parameciidae.